AUGCCCGGCGAACUGAUCCGCAACCCGGCCGCCAGCGUCCAGCGGCCCAGCAAGCGCAAGAUGCCGCGCCCGAGCGACCACCUCUUCCUCGUCACCGACCACGACGUCGCGUACGAGCAGGACAUCCAGCGCAACCCCGGCAGCGUCAAGCCGUGGCUGGACUACUACAGCUUCAAGAAGUCACGUGGCACCGUGGUCGAGCUGGCGUUUGUGCUGGAGCGCGCCGUCAACACGCUGCCGCGCUCGUACAAGCUGUGGAAGCUGUACCUGGAGCUGCGCACGCGGCACGUCGGCAGCAAGAACCCCGCCAAGUUCAAGCCGCAGUAUGUAAAGGUCAACGCCCUGUUCGAGCGCGCCCUCGUGCUGCUCAACAAGAUGCCGCGCAUCUGGGAGAUGUACCUCGACUUCCUCAUGCAGCAGCCGCUCAUCUCCACCACGCGCCGCACCUUCGACCGCGCCCUGCGCGCCCUGCCCCUCACCCAGCACAACCGCGUCUGGCUGCUGUACCGCCCCUUUGCCCUGUCCGCCUCGGGCGAGACGGCCGUCCGCAUCUGGCGCCGCUACGUCCAGAUCCACCCCGAGGACGCCGAGGACUUCAUCGCCCUGCUCAAGGACAUGGGCAAGUACACCGAGGCCGUCAAGAAGUACAUGGACAUCCUCGACAACCCGCGCUUCAAGAGCAAGGAGGCAAAGGGCCCCUUCCAGUUCUGGACCGAGAUGAUCGACCUCGUCAUCGACCACGCCAAGGAGAUUGACACGAGUGAUGAUAGUGGUAUCGACGUGGAGAAGAUUAUUCAGAGCGGCAUCGUCAAGUUCCCCGACCAGCGCGGCGUCCUGUGGGUCGGCCUGGCGCGCUAUUGGAUGCACAAGGGCGAGUACGAAAAGGCCCGCGACGUCUUCGAAGAGGGCGUGACCACGGUCAUGACGGUCCGCGACUUCUCCGUCGUUUUCGACACGUAUGUCGAGGCUGAGGAGGCCAUGAUUGGGAUCAAGCUCAACGAAGCUGCAGCGCGGUCCGAAAAGGGCCGGCUCGACGAAGCUGCCGACGCUGACCUCGACAUCCGAAUGGUCCGCUUCGAGUCGCUCAUGCAGAGAAGGCCCUUCCUGCUAAACGAUGUCAUGCUGCGCCAGAACCCGCACAACGUUAUCGAAUGGGAGAAGCGCAUCGCCCUGUGGGGUGACAACAAGAAAGAGGUGGUGCAGACGUACACGGACGCCAUCGCCGCCAUCAACCCCAAGAAGGCCGUCGGCAAGUUCCACGAGCUCUGGACCAAUUACGCAAAGUUCUACGAGGCGGGCGAUGGCCUGCAGAAUGCCCGCGUCAUUAUGGAAAAGGCCGUCAAGGUCCCCUUCAAGGCUGUGGCGGAUCUGGCGGAGAUGUGGUGCGAGUGGGCUGAGAUGGAGCUUCGGAAUGAAAACUUCGACAGGGCGGUGGAGAUCAUGGCAAAGGCUACGCAGGCACCGAAACGCUCGAACGUCGACUACUUUGAUGAAUCCCUGACCCCGCAGCAGCGUGUGCACAAGAGCUGGAAGCUAUGGAGUUUCUACGUCGACCUCGUCGAAAGCGUCAGCACCCUCGACGAGACGAAAAAAAUCUACGACCGCAUCUUCGAACUACGCAUCGCCACCCCCCAAACCGUAGUAAACUACGCCAACCUCCUCGAAGAAAACAAGUACUUCGAAGACUGCUUCAAAGUCUACGAGCGCGGCCUAGACCUCUUCAGCUACCCCGUCGCCUUUGAGAUAUGGAACCUCUACCUCACAAAAGCAGUAGACCGCAAAAUCGGCAUGGAACGCCUCCGCGACCUCUUCGAACAAGCCGUCGAGGGCUGCCCCCCUAAAUUCGCGAAAAUCCUCUACCUCAUGUACGGCGCGCUCGAGGAGGACCGCGGCCUCGCUCGCCAUGCAAUGCGCAUUUAUGAGCGCGCUACGCGCGCUGUCUCCGACGAAGACCGCCUGGAAUUAUUCAACUUCUACAUUACGAAAUCCGCGUCGAAUUUUGGGCUUACGUCUACGCGGCCUAUCUACGAGCGCGCUAUUGCCGCACUGCCUGAUACAGAGGCGAAGGAGAUGUGCCUCAAGUUCGCGGAGAUGGAGCGUCGGCUCGGUGAGAUUGACCGCGCUAGGGCCAUCUACGGCCAUGCGAGCCAGUUCUGCGAUCCCCGUACUAGUCCUGAGUUCUGGAAGAAGUGGGAGUCGUUUGAGGUGCAGCAUGGGAAUGAGGAUACGUAUAAGGAGAUGCUGAGGAUUAAGAGGAGUGUGCAGGCCCAGUAUAACACCGACGUAAACUUCAUCGCCUCGCAGGCCGUCGCCCGCGGCCAACAUCCUGCCAAUACUACAGAUGACGCUGACGCUGACGCCGACUCACCCCCCGUUGACGACACCGCAAUGGCCGCCCUCGAACGCCAGGCCAGAGCACCCGUUGGUUUCGUCGCUGCUAGCUCGGGUCCUCUCGGCGGGAAUGCAGCGCCUGUUGAACCGGCGGCGGCGAAUCCGGAUGCGAUUUCUCUGGACGACGAGGAUGGGGAUCUUUAA
Messenger RNA from Dothidotthia symphoricarpi CBS 119687, 2535 nucleotides. RefSeq names its product pre-mRNA-splicing factor syf1. Gene Ontology annotation, biological process: generation of catalytic spliceosome for first transesterification step; mRNA splicing, via spliceosome. Gene Ontology annotation, cellular component: Prp19 complex; post-mRNA release spliceosomal complex; U2-type catalytic step 2 spliceosome. The record is from RefSeq and is a predicted model, not a curated record. Gene Ontology annotation, molecular function: protein binding. Bases 1 to 2535 code for a protein of 844 amino acids. NCBI's taxonomy places the organism in Eukaryota, Fungi, Ascomycota, Dothideomycetes, Pleosporales, Dothidotthiaceae. The transcript has 2 exons.